GUUCCGACAUACAAACAUGGCGUCCGCUGUACUGAAGGUUGCAGUGGCAGGUCUUUCCAGAUGUUCUCGUCUCACACUCCUGAGGACACGUUCAACAAAAGCACCCCUCCAUCAGGGCCUUCCUGUGUCACUCUGGAAGCUUGGGAGGCUGAACCACAUUGCCAUCGCUGUCCCUGACAUGGAGAAGGCCACGGCUCUGUAUCGGGACGUGCUGGGGGCCACAGUGAGUGACCGGGUGCCCGUGCCCGAGCACGGCGUCUACACAGUGUUUGUGGAGCUCGGCAACACUAAGCUGGAGCUGCUCCAUCCUCUGGGGGAGAAGAGCCCGAUCGCUGGCUUCUUACAGAAGAACAAGUCUGGAGGGAUGCACCACAUUUGUAUUGAGGUAGACAACAUUAACGCUGCAAUAGCGGACCUGAAAGCAAAGAACAUCAGAACUCUGUCAGCAGAGCCCCGGAUAGGUGCUCACGGGAAACCAGUGAUGUUCCUCCAUCCUAAAGACUGUGACGGUGUGCUGGUGGAGCUUGAAGAAGCCUGAACACCAGUCUGGCAGGAAACGUGGGAGCUGUUAAUUCACAUAUUCCAGAGUCAGUUUGCUAACAAAUGUUGAUUUUGUAAUAUUCUUUAUAGAACUUUUGAUCUCAAGCUGCCUCAAAGUUCUUCACUUUCCUCAUGUGUUGGGAAUAAAUUACAGCAUGGUGUUCAGUGGAUGUC
This is a messenger RNA of Anarrhichthys ocellatus (wolf-eel), 714 nucleotides long. RefSeq names its product methylmalonyl CoA epimerase (gene mcee). The transcript is spliced from 3 exons. The record is from RefSeq and is a predicted model, not a curated record. Gene Ontology annotation, biological process: L-methylmalonyl-CoA metabolic process. Gene Ontology annotation, molecular function: methylmalonyl-CoA epimerase activity. Bases 17 to 538 code for a protein of 173 amino acids. Gene Ontology annotation, cellular component: mitochondrion. Lineage: Eukaryota; Metazoa; Chordata; Actinopteri; Perciformes; Anarhichadidae.